Messenger RNA from Klebsormidium nitens, 3452 nucleotides. Lineage: Eukaryota; Viridiplantae; Streptophyta; Klebsormidiophyceae; Klebsormidiales; Klebsormidiaceae. The record is from the annotation of a GenBank genome assembly.
ACGCCACUUUGACUAGGAUGCGGGGCAGGCCCAAGGAUCACUUGGUCAAUGGUGGCUAUCAUGGUACCUGAGCCAUUGAUCAGGCGCAAGCGCUGGACUCGAGCCAAAUGCAAGAGGGCGUCAGGAGCCGGGUCACGGGGCUGCCCCUUGCCGCAAAAAGUGGACAGCAUGGAGCGGAGGCCAGCCUGCCGGCAUGCAGGCGGAUCAACUUGCACGUUUAGUUGCUUGAUGGCAGGAUAGAAGGUGGAGUAGGCUUCUUUGGGGCUGUAGCCCGGCAAACACUGCUCCACUUGAUUGUACGAGAGUAUUCAGCAGCUACACUGGUUUGGGAUUAGGCAAGCUGGGGGCGCUCUUGUAAGGACAAGGCAGCUCCGACGUGCUGCCGCAGAAGGAGCGUUGGACGGGCCGAUUUGAUGGAAGAGGAGAAGCCGCUGGAAUGGCGGAAGAUAGUCGAGAUUCUCAAGAGGAAGGGCAACGAAUUGCUCGCUGCACAGGCGGCUCAGGCAGCUCAGCUGCCCCAUGCAGCCUCCCCCCCCUCUCAGGAAGCUGCACAUACCUCCACAGAGCCACACUCUGCAGCGAACCCCUCCACAGCUUCCCUAGCCGAACCCCCCCAGCCCACCGGUGGUUCGGCAGCGCCCCCCUCCAAAAAGAAGAAGAAGAAGAAGAAGAAGCAGGCGGCAGACUCGGAAGAGAAGCACGAAGAGCCAGAGAGCAGCGAACCUGGCAAGCCAGCCGGCGGGCCCGUCACACCUCCCUUUGUCUUUACAGCGGGGGCAAAUGGAGCGGACGAAGGCUGGGUGCAAAUGCCUCUUGGAGGGCGUGCGGUGAUUGGUACAGCUCCACCCACAACCAAUGAAGACAAGAGCGGCGGGGUGGAAAACGAUGCACUCCCAGGCAAUGCACGGGUCGAUCCAGGAACAGCGGCUGAGGGUGAAGAAGCCACAAAAGCAUCAUUGCUAGAAGCGGCCACUGAUAGAGUCACGCCCGGUGAUGUCGAACACUCGGAAGAGGCCCCGGCUGAGCCGAAAUCAAAGGUGAAGAAGAAAAAGAAGAAGGGCAAAGGGGGGAAGGGGGUUGGAACGGAGGGUUCUGCACCGGAAGCUGAGGCGGGCAGCUCUUUACAACCCCCCAGGUCAGAUCCGGCGGGCAGCGCUGAGGAGAGCCCAGCACAGGACGAAGGGGCUGAGCGCAGCCAUGCUUCAGCAGAGGCGGCUGGCAGUUUGAAUCUUGCGGAAGAUGAGCGAGGCAAACGCUCUGAAAAGGGCGCCCAGGAGUGGCCCCCUGAGCAGCCCACUGGGUGGUCUGACACCGAGGAGGUCCCCGACUUUGUGUCGGACUCUGGAGGGAGCGACGGCGAGGAAGGGGAAAGAGAUAAGAGCGGGGCACCAGAACGACGGGAACAGGAGGAGAUGAGCGGAGCACAGGGGAAAAGGGGGCCUGAGGACAGGAGCGAUUGGGAGGAGCGGUCGGACCUGUGGGAGGGCGAGGAGGGGGAAGGGGAAACUCGGAGUGGAGACGAGCGGAAGAAAGACGGGGACGAAGAGUGGGGGGAGCUGGAAGAGGACGAUGUGGAGCAGCUGCUGAUGCUGGGCCAGCUUCGGGAGGCUACGAAGACCUCAAAGGUCGCCCCAGCCCGAAAAAAGCGCCCGGCUCCUCCGGCCCCCCAAAAACCCACCCAGACACCGAGCAAACCUCCAGACACCCAGCAGCACAGACCCGCUGCCCCCCCGACCCCGUUCCGGCCCCGGGGAUCCCCCUCCGAGCGUGUCGAGCUGCACCUGCCGGCCGGCCGGCUGAUUGUGAACCGGGCGGACUUUGACGCGCGGCCCGCGACGGCGCGAUUCUUUGUGAUCAAGAGCAACAGCGUGGACGACGUGCACAAGAGCAUCAAGUACGGCGUGUGGGCCAGCACACCCUACGGCAACAAGCGCCUGCACGCGGGGUUCAAGGAGGCGUGCGCAGCGGAUUCUCCCGCUCAGGUGUUCCUGCUCUUCAGCGUGAACGCGAGCGGGAAGUUCUGCGGAGUGGCCGAAAUGAUGAGCGACGUCGACUUCGACACCUCCGUGGACGUGUGGCAGGAGGACAACUUGUGGACGGGCCGCUUCAAGGUGCACUGGCACAUCAUCAAGGACGUUCCUAGCCGCGAGUUCUACCACAUCCGGGUGCCCAGCAACGAGAACAAGCCGGUGACCAACAGCAGAGACACGCAGGAUGUGCCGUACGCGCAGGGGCUGGAGAUGCUGGCCAUCUUCGCGGCGUCGCCGUCCGUGAGCAGCAUCCUGGACUACUUUGCGCUGUACGACACGCAGCAACAGCUGCUGCAAGAAGACCGCGACAAGGCCAAACUGCGCCCGCCGCCGCCAGUUGCGCCCCUUGAUCCGUGGGACGACAGACCGCAACCCCCAGGGCCGGGGUUCAGACCGAGGGGACCCGACUUCUUCCGGCCGCCGUUCCCUCGGCCCCCGCUGGUGCCCCACAACAUCAAGACCCGGCUGUGCCAGCGCUUCAGCUCGCCGGGGGGGUGCAACUACGGCGACCGCUGCCUGUUUGCACACGGGGUGCACGAGCUGCGGCCAUUCCGUCCCCCUCCACCCGCGGGCCGCCCUCCCUUCUUCCCUGACGGCCGCCCCGCCUUCUUCCCUGACGGCCGUCCCGCCUUCUUCCCGCCCCCACCUUUUGGUCCCGGCGGCCCCCAUCACCGGCCGCCGUUCUGGCGACCGGACGGAAACGGAAACGGAAUGGGUCCCGGCUUCGAAGGCCCCCGGCCCUGGUUGGGUCCACCGCCUGAGUUUGCCGGCCACGGGCACGGGCAUCACUACCAGCAACAACACCCUGCGUCCCGCCUGCUAGAUGCCCUGGAGAAUGGGAAUGAAGGGUUGCGUCACGGCGCGGCUGGGCCGGGCGGGGAUGACGUCAGCGGGGAUGAGAAGGACGCGCAGGACGAGUACCUGCUGCAGCUGCUGACGGAGGGCGGCGCGGACAAAGGGCAGUCGGUGCCGGAGCCGGGGCAGGCUCCCGGGCUGGGCGACGGGAGCGAGUGGGCGGGGGGCCGGGAACACGAGGACGAGGAGGUGUGCUGCAUCUGCUUCGAGCGGCCGAUGGACGCGGCGCUUGAGCCGUGCCGGCAUGAGCUGUGCCGACAGUGCGCGGAGCUGAUGCGCAGCGAGCGGAACAGCUGCCCCGUGUGCAACGCGGAAAUCGAGUCAAUCUUGCCGAGAACUUGAGUACAUUUCAGUGUGAGGGGUGCGUGUCGGAAAAGCUACAGUUUUGGAAACGCGUGGCUUUUGCAGUUGCGGAUUGCUUGGUCACCAACGGGAGAGCUCGGUUAAUAAAGGUGUGUAUCAUCGACGUGUUCGUUGCAUUACAUGCUCCAAGCAAGAAGGUUGUGGAAUUCCUAAACAGCCUUCCAACAUGUAUGUUCCCAGCUAUGCCUCAUGCGGGCUGCGUUC